ACCAUGAUUUCCAUGCCUUGCCCAUUCCUUCGGAUUUCACAGUAAUAACGAGGAGAAGUCUUAAUUGGAAGUAAGUAACCAGUUAAUUGGUCUGUUCCCGGUCUGAAGUGAAGAUUAAUCAAACGACCGGCAAUGACUUACAAUGUCCUAUGGUUGUUUCUUUCUCUGGAUCUGAUAUUUACCAGUGCCCUAGCUAUUGUUAAGCUACCGAAAAAUGCAACAGUUCCUGCUGUUUUUAUGUUCGGAGAUUCGAUAGUCGACACAGGCAACAAUAACAACCUAACAACCAUUAUAAAAAGCAAUUUCCCUCCCUACGGAAGAGACUUUCCCGGAGGAGUUCCAACCGGAAGAUUUAGCAAUGGCAAGGUUGCAUCCGACUUCGUUGUGGAGGAACUGGGGGUCAAAGAAUACUUGCCAGCCUAUCUUGAUCCAGAUCUACAAGAGACGGACUUGCUUACUGGAGUAAACUUUGCUUCAAGCGGCUCAGGCUAUGAUCCCUUGACAUCUACAAUUAUGAAUGCUAUGCCAUUAUCAAAACAGUUAGACAUGUUGAAGGAAUGCAUUGAGAAGCUGAACAAGUAUGUCGGAGAAGAGAAGGCGAACAGCAUUAUAAGCAACAGCUUUUUCAUGGUGGAAACAGGAAGUGAUGACCUUGUGAAUACCUACUAUCGUACACCGACACGUUUCUUUCAGUAUGAUAUUUAUGCCUACACUGAUCUCCUUCUCACCGAGGCUUCGGCAUUUGUGCAGAAAUUAUAUGAAUUGGGAGCACGGAGGAUAGGGAUCAUAAGUCUGCCACCAGUUGGAUGUAUACCGUCACAGAGAACAUUAGCAGGAGGUACAGAAAGAAGGUGCGUCGAGAAGUAUAACGAAGCUGCUGAGCUAUUCAACACCAAGUUAUCAGCGAUGGCGGAUUUUCAGACCAAUAACCUACCAGAUGCCAGAGUCGUCUUCAUGGAUGCAUACAAUCCUUUCCUUCAUAUCCUCCAACACAUACACAAAUAUGGAUUUGAAGUUGUGGAUAAAGGGUGUUGUGGAACAGGGAUGAUAGAGGUGAUCUUUCUUUGUAAUAGAUGGGCUCCUAACACAUGUACAAACGUGUCGAGGUAUGUGUUUUGGGACAGUUAUCAUCCUACGGAAAAAGCAUAUCAGAUUCAUACCCAUCAAGUACUCCAAAACUCCAUCCAUUCUUUCUUCUGAUCAUCGAAGAUGCCGCUGGCUGAUGAUCAUUGAUCUGGCCUUGCUGGAUAUUCAUGUGUAAUCGAUCAGCAUUUGAAGCAAUCUAUCAGCAUUUAUGAUUCAGUUGACAAUUGGAUCAGUCUAAUCUAUUUUGGUGUUAAAAGAACCUGUAGACAUAUACUUCAUCCAUAUAUGCUUAAUUACAGCUAAUACAAAAAUCAACUUAUUUCAA
Molecule: messenger RNA, 1411 nt
Organism: Rosa rugosa (rugosa rose)
Lineage: Eukaryota; Viridiplantae; Streptophyta; Magnoliopsida; Rosales; Rosaceae
Product: GDSL esterase/lipase At5g42170-like
Exons: 5
Coding region: 133-1200 (355 amino acids)
Biological process (GO): lipid metabolic process
Cellular component (GO): extracellular region
Molecular function (GO): lipase activity
Source: RefSeq, a predicted model, not a curated record